Molecule: messenger RNA, 1679 nt
Organism: Amborella trichopoda
Lineage: Eukaryota; Viridiplantae; Streptophyta; Magnoliopsida; Amborellales; Amborellaceae
Product: BIIDXI-like protein At5g11420
Source: RefSeq, a predicted model, not a curated record
CUACACUUGCGGUUUAGAAGGGCUUUCGAGUUUUUAGCAAAAGGGAGCAUCCCCACAAGCUCUCUCUCUCUAGGACUCAGAUAAAAACGAGAAGGGUGCGAGAUUAGGUGCGCUGCAUUUUUCAGAUCUCUCGCCCCCACCUCGUGGCCUGUUGGGUGCCCCCUCCCCCUCUUCUCCAUAAAAAGCACCGUUGCUCAUCGCUCUCUCAUUCCUGCAAAACCUCAACUCAUGAUGAAGCUUCUUUCUCUCUCCUUCGCUGCUCUCUCUCUCUUAUUCAGCUUCCAUGCUCUGGCCUUCGAAGAUGGUCUGCUAGAAAAUGGCAACUUCGAGUUGGGUCCGAAGCCCUCAUCCAUGAACGGCACGGUGGUGCGAGACCACUACGCGAUCCCCGGGUGGGAGAUUGGCGGGUUCGUGGAAUACAUAACAGCAGGUCACAAGCAGGGUGAUAUGCUGCUGGUGGUGCCCGAGGGGGCAUGUGCGGUGAGGCUGGGAAAUGAGGCUUACAUACGACAGAGUGUUGCAGUCGCCACUGGCAUGUACUAUGCCAUCACUUUCAGUGCUGCUCGCACCUGUGCGCAAGAGGAGCGCAUAAACAUCACCGUUCCUCCCGAGACAGAUGUAUUCCCUGUUCAGACUCUGUACAGCAGCAGUGGUUGGGACUCAUAUUCAUGGGCCUUCAAAGCUACAUCUGCAGUAGCUCACAUCUUCAUUCACAACCCUGGUGUGGAGGAAGACGCCGCCUGCGGACCCCUCAUUGAUUCGGUGGCCAUCAAGGCGCUCUACCCACCUAGAGCCACCAAUAAAAAUUUACUGAAGAAUGGAAAUUUCGAAGAAGGGCCCUACAUCUUCCCUAACGCAUCAUGGGGAGUUCUAGUCCCCCCCAACAUCGAAGACGAAAACUCCCCGUUGCCGGGAUGGAUGGUUGAGUCCCUAAAGGCUGUCAAAUACAUAGAUUCUAAUCAUUUUUCAGUGCCAGAGGGUAAACGUGCAGUUGAGUUGGUUGCAGGCAAAGAGAGUGCCAUUGCACAAGUAGCUCGUACAAUUCCUGGGAAAUUGUACGCCCUCACGUUUGCAGUAGGAGAUGCAAGCAAUGCAUGCACCGGAUCAAUGGUGGUUGAGGCCUUCGCAGGACGGGACACUCUCAAGGUUCCUUAUGAGUCUAAGGGCACUGGAGGCUUCAAACGUGCAGUCCUUCGAUUCACUGCUGUGUCAGAGCGUACACGUGUGGUUUUCUUGAGCACCUUCUAUAGCAUGAGGAGCGACGAUUUCAGCUCUCUGUGUGGCCCUGUCAUUGAUGAUGUCAAACUUCUAAGUGUGCACGGCGCUCCUCGUGCUAAAAUUGUUGUUUAGUAGUGAAUGGGGCAAGGUAUCGGUCGUUAGGGGGGCGGAUGCUUCCACAUGAUGUCCCUCCAUUCCCACCAUUAACAUCUCUCAAAAAAAAAAAAAAAAAAAAAAAAAAACAAAAGAAGAAGUAUUUUUGAAGGCUUAUAUCAUGUGGUGGGAAAGAGGAGACUUCUAAUGUGGGAGAACUGUUAUAGUUGUUUGGAUAUGUAUAUGUUUGUCUACACUUAAUCAUAGAGCUUGUAAUACAAGAGCUUGGUACUGUUGUUAUUAGUAUUAAUGUUACCGAGCCUCCUAUACGAGCACAAGAAUAAAAGAAAGUCAAUUUUAUAUGCCAA